This is a messenger RNA of Morchella importuna, 2244 nucleotides long. RefSeq lists its product as uncharacterized. Bases 1 to 2244 code for a protein of 747 amino acids. The transcript is spliced from 3 exons. The record is from RefSeq and is a predicted model, not a curated record. Gene Ontology annotation, molecular function: molybdenum cofactor sulfurtransferase activity; molybdenum ion binding; pyridoxal phosphate binding. Lineage: Eukaryota; Fungi; Ascomycota; Pezizomycetes; Pezizales; Morchellaceae. Gene Ontology annotation, biological process: Mo-molybdopterin cofactor biosynthetic process.
AUGGACCCGUCGAGAGACUCCAUCCUCCAGGGAGCUGUGUCCUUAGGCUACAAUCCCCAUGUCGAAGAGCUCAGGGCCACCGAGUACCCACAGCUUAAAGACAUAACCUACCUCGACCACGCUGGCACCACCCUCUAUGCAACCUCGCUCAUCCACGCCUUCUCCUCCGACCUCUGCUCAAACAUCUACGGCAACCCUCACUCGCCAUCCCCCUCCUCCCAACAGACCACCAAGCGCAUCGACGACAUCCGUCUCCGUGUCCUCCGCCUCUUUAAUGCCGACCCCGAGGAGUUCGACGUCGUCUUCUGCGCCAAUGCCACCACGGGGAUGAAGCUCGUUCUCGAGGCAUUCACAGCGCAGCCGGAGGGCUUUCGGUACCGCUACCACAGCGACGCCCACACAAGCCUCGUUGGGAUCCGGGAGCUUGCAAAAGAAGCAACGUGCUACACCUCGGACGCUGAGGUUGAGCUGUGGCUACGGAGCCCCUGCGAGGAUGAUGGGGUGGGGCUGUUUGGGUGGCCGGCACAGUCGAACUUCACUGGACGAAGACUGCCGCAGGAUUGGGCGGGUAGGGUCAGGAAGGCACAGAGCGGGUGGUACUCGUUGCUGGAUGCGGCGGCGCUGGUGACGACGUCAUUGCUAAAUCUGAGGGAUAGCGAGACGGCGCCGGACUUUACGGUACUAAGCUUUUAUAAGAUGUUUGGCUUCCCGGAUCUAGGGGCGUUGAUUGUACGCAGGGCGUCGGCGGGGAUACUGAAGACGCGGAGGUACUUUGGGGGAGGGACUGUGGAUGCUGUGGUGGGGUGCGGGGGGAGCUUUAAUGCGCGGAAAGAGGACUCGCCGCAUUCGCAUCUCGAGGACGGGACGAGUGCGUUUCACUCGAUACUUGCUCUGGAUGCGGCCAUUACUACGCAUGAGAGAUUAUACGGCGACUAUGGGACUAUCUCGAGACAUGCAUUCUCACUCGUCGCUAUCAUGUACGAUCUUCUCUCUAAUCUCAGGCAUGGGAACGGCCGCAAGCUCUGCCAGAUUUAUAGCUCCAGCGACUACAAAUCCCCCCUAACGCAGGGCCCAAUCAUCGCCUUCAACAUGCAGCGCGCAGACGGCACCUGGGUGGGCUAUGCCGAGGUCGAAAAGCUCGCCAGUGUCAAGAACAUCCACCUUCGCACCGGCGGCCUCUGCAACCCCGGCGGCAUCGAGCAGCACGUCGGCCUCGCAGCCUGGGAAAUCGAGCAAAACUAUCUAUCCGGUCACCGCUGCUGGGACGACCAAGACGUCAUGCGCGGCAAGCCCACCGGCGCAAUCCGCAUCUCCCUCGGCGCCAUGAGCACCGUCAAUGAUCUUCUCGUCUUCCUCCGUUUCCUCGAGGAGUUCUACGUCGACCACACAACCCCUACCCCCGCCGUCGCCCGCCAGCCAUCAGCGUCAGCAGCUCUCACUGUUGAAAACCUCACAAUCUACCCCAUAAAAUCCUGCGGUGGCUACUCCAUCCCCGCCUCACAACCCUGGGAGCUGCGCCCUCACGGCCUCGCCUGGGACCGUGAAUGGUGCCUUGUCCACCUCGGCACCGGCGCCGCAAUCGACCAGAAGCGCUACCCCCGCAUGGCGCUCAUCCGCCCUUCAGUCGACCUCAAAACCGGCAUGCUGCACAUCACCAUCCACAACCAUACCGCCCCUCCUCCUCCCCGCAGCUCUCAAUCCCGCUCUCAUGCACCCCGAGGAGCUUCACACCCUGCAUCCCAGCCCUUCCCGCGUCUGCGCGGCCAGCGCCACUUCAAGCCGCACCUUGGAGGUGCAGCCAAGGCCGAAGCCGGCGGCGAGGCUCCCAUUGGGCUGUCGAACGAGAGCCCCAUCCUACUGGUGCACCGCGCAAGUGUUGAUGCGCUCAACGCCGCCAUCCUGUGUACCGGCGGGAAGGCCGCGCGGGCCGAUGUGUUCCGCGCAAACAUUGUGGUUCGCGGUGGCGCGGGUGCGUAUGCCGAGGACCGCUGGGCGCAUGUUAAGGUCGGCGGCGAGUUUUUCGAGGUGCUGGGGGCGUGUCGGAGGUGCCAUAUGGUGUGUGUGGACCAGGAGACGGCCGUGAAGAAUGAGGAGCCUUAUGUGACGCUUGCAAAGAGUCGCAGGGUAGGCGGGCGGGUGGUCUUUGGAGUACAUAUGAAGCAUUUGGCCGUCGAAGGGAAGGCGGGAGGGGUGGGCUUGGUGAGGGUGGGGGAGGCGGUGAAGGUGUGGGAAGGGGGUGAGUGA